Molecule: messenger RNA, 1208 nt
Organism: Sorghum bicolor (sorghum)
Lineage: Eukaryota; Viridiplantae; Streptophyta; Magnoliopsida; Poales; Poaceae
Product: ras-related protein RABC2a
Exons: 6
Coding region: 285-938 (217 amino acids)
Molecular function (GO): GTP binding; GTPase activity
Source: RefSeq, a predicted model, not a curated record
CACGUCUCCCUCCACCCUCACGGAGACGGAGCCCCCCCCGAUCUCGCUCGCUCGCUCGGUCAAAGCCAACACGACAACACACCAGUCUGGGUAGCGGUCUCCCUGGACGGGCCCCCUCCCUCCUCCCUCCUCGGCGCCGCUGCCGGCCAGCGCCUGCUGCGCCCCGCGCCCUCUAUACCUCCGCCCGCCUCCCUCGUGUCGUGCCGCUCUGCUGCCCAGCAUUCCGCGCCCGCCUCGCCGCCCCGCCACCGAAUCGGGCGGGCGGAAUCUGAGGGGAAGUUGGGAUGGGGUCGCCGGGUGCGGGGAGCAGCGGCGGCGGCGGCCACGAGUGCUCCUUCAAGAUCCUCCUCAUCGGGGACUCGGGCGUCGGCAAGAGCAGCCUCCUCGUCAGCUUCGUCGCCGCCUCCAACCUCGACGCCGACAUCGCCCCCACCAUCGGUGUGGAUUUUAAAAUCAAGUUCCUUACAGUUGGUGGAAAGAAACUAAAGUUGACAAUAUGGGAUACUGCUGGCCAGGAGAGGUUUAGGACAAUUACUAGUUCUUACUACAGAGGUGCUCAGGGAAUUAUUCUAGUAUAUGAUGUCACAAAGAGAGAAAGUUUCUCAAAUUUGUCUGAUGUUUGGACUAAGGAAAUAGAAGCAAACUCAACAAACAAAGACUGCAUAAAAAUGCUUGUUGGAAACAAAGUUGACAAGGAUGAUGAAAGGAUGGUCACAAAAGAAGAAGGUCUUGCUUUUGCUGAAGAAUCUGGAUGUCUGUUUCUCGAGAGCAGUGCAAAAACACGAGAAAAUGUUGAGCAAUGUUUUGAAGAACUUGCAUUGAAGAUUCUUGAGGUCCCUAGUCUCCUGGAGGAAGGGUCGUCUUCGGUUGUCAAGAGGAACAUCCUGAAACAGAAGCAGGAGAGUCAUGCAAAGAACAGUAGUGGAUGCUGUCAAUAGAUUGUGCUGAUCCACACGACACGAUUGGCUGUCUUCGUGUGAGCUGCCCUGAUGUUCUGCUGUACAUGAGUUGUAUCUACAUGGUCUUGUGAGUAAAAAGGGGGUUAAAGAAUCAGCUUUGUUUGGGGGUGGGGGAGUGAGCAUAAUUGAUUUGUACAAAGGACAUGGCAGUUUGGUGUCAUUGAUUUUUUUUUUCUCAUCUCCAGUUUAGUGUAGCAAUUUUGUUGUCGCCCUAGCAAUGGAAAUAUGGAAUCAUCUCCUCUCUCUUCA